CUAUUCUCCGUAAAACCUAUCGAAAUGAAUACUGAAAGUGCACCCGCUGUUCCAUAGCCAGCCAGAGGGCCCACGAACUAUGGUCGCCAUGAGUACACUCAUGGUAGCGGUUUGUACAUGGGCUAAUAUUCAAGCCUGAGGAAGCGCAUUAAUCCUUCAACGACUGAAGAACUAUGGUCAAGUGAUGAAACCAAGAAAAAUUUCUGCGGAAUCUGCAAUGUUUUAUUGAACAUCCAUGAUGCAACUUAAUGCGUACAGUGUACUAUGCGAAUACACAUUAGAUGUGGACAACUAUAUUUAAAUACUGAGGGUAGAUUCGUCUGCUCGUUCUGCAUUAGGGGAAAGUAUUUGUUGGACACUCAGGAAGAUGGCUUUAAACGACUACAGGUUGAAGCUACAAAAAUGAAAACAUUUUCAGAUGAAAAUUGUGCACCAGUGAAUGUCGGUGAUAGUAUAAGAUUAUUUGUUCCAGCUGUAGAUCGGGGACUUCUAGAUUUUAGUAAUAUUUUUCGGAUCGUGACUCGUUUAGAAAAUAGCGUUUAUCAAAUAGGAACCAAAGACGGUUUGCUGAAGGGUUGGUUUCCUCGAACCGAGAUUCAAAUUUCAAAAACCAGUGUAAUAGAAUUAACUGACAUACAUAAAGUUGGUGUACUUUCGUUACAAGAGGCAGCAACUAAACAAUCAGUCAGUGGCGGUCAAUGUUGCCCUUGGUUUAAAGCUGGUAUAUUAUGCAAUUCGCGUUGUCAUAAGAGUUCACCUUGUUGUAACAAAUGAACAAAAAUACAACGAAAGAUUCAAAGAAACGAAUUUUUUAUUUUCCAAUCUUUCGUUAAUCGAAGUUCAAAUUUUAUGUCGGCUUUAGGGUAACCCAACCCACAAUUGUUCUGAACUUUUAUGAUUGCUUUAUAGCGAUUUAUAUGAUAAUUACACUUCAUUAUUAUUACAAUAAUAAUUAUUAUUAUUAUGGUACGCUUUCUUAUUGGCUUAAUGCUUAACUGUUUAUAGAAAAAAGUCAUAUCGUAGGCCUAUUGAUCAAUAGUCGGUAUAAAAUUAACAAUUUCAUCACGUCUUUUGUAUAGUUUUCUUAAUUAUAAUUAUCCAGUUUGUACCUAAAAUUUCUUUUUUUUAAAGCAAGUUUAUUGUU
Molecule: messenger RNA, 1144 nt
Organism: Belonocnema kinseyi
Lineage: Eukaryota; Metazoa; Arthropoda; Insecta; Hymenoptera; Cynipidae
Exons: 2
Coding region: 265-774 (169 amino acids)
Source: RefSeq, a predicted model, not a curated record